Corylus avellana is the source of this 1017-nucleotide messenger RNA. The record is from RefSeq and is a predicted model, not a curated record. Lineage: Eukaryota; Viridiplantae; Streptophyta; Magnoliopsida; Fagales; Betulaceae.
AUGGGAGAACAGGAUCCACUCAAGACCCUCAGGGAGCUAUAUGCACCCAUGACUACCACCAUUCCAUCAUGUAUAGUGUUGCCGGCUACCAAUGCCACUCACUUCGACUUGAAGCUGAGUGUGAUCAAUGCCCUUCCUUCAUUUAAAGGUUUAGAGAAUGAAGAUCCAUAUGUUCAUGUGAAGUCUUUCUUGGAGUUGUGUGAUACGUUCAAAUUUCAAAAUUUUGCGGAUGAGUCGGUGCGUCUUUGGCUAUUUUCUUUUUCCCUACAUGAUAAGGCAAAAUUCUGGUUACACUCCAACAUGCCUGGAUCCUUCACCUCUUGGGAAAUGAUGCAGAGCAAGUUCUACAACAAAUUCUUCCCAAUCUCCAGGAUCAAUGAUCUCCGUCAAGAGAUCAAUAGUUUUAGGCAGGAAGAGGGGGAGAAAUUCAGUGAAAGCUGGGAGAAGUUUAAGGAGCUGACUAUGAAGUGCCCACCCCAUGGUUUUGAAACUUGGAGGAUCGUUCAUUUUUUCUACAAGGGAUUGACUCCAUCGAGGCGUAACCUGAUUGAGUCUAUGAAUGGUGGAGGAUUCUUGAAUCUUACGUGGGAAGAAGCCUAUAGAACUUUGGGUGAAAUACAACGUGCCCCCCUCAAGACGGGAGGCCUCAACGAGGUGAAGGACGAUGCUGAUAUAAGGUGGCAACUCAAGGAUAUCAUGCGUAAGGUUGACGCUAUUGCUUUGAACAAACCAGUGAAUACAGCAGAUACUUGCCAAGUUGACGUAUGCACGUCAUGUGAUAACGCAAUGCAUUUCACUCAAAACUACCCAUCUUUAUCAAUAGUUACUGAGUACCCGAUGGAGCAAGUCAACGCCUUCAAUGAGUACAGAAAACUCACAAGUGAAACUUUUGCUGAGACUUACAAUCCAAGGUGGCAGAAUCACCCCAAUUUCUCUUGGAAGCAGAAUCAGCCACCUAAUCAGGGAGGUACUACUACUCAAGCUCAGAAUCAGUUUCAGUUAUCUCACCUAGACUAA